Messenger RNA from Betta splendens (Siamese fighting fish), 2638 nucleotides. It is a transcript of the gene ak2, whose product is annotated as adenylate kinase 2. Gene Ontology annotation, biological process: ADP biosynthetic process. Gene Ontology annotation, cellular component: cytoplasm; mitochondrion. The transcript has 6 exons. NCBI's taxonomy places the organism in Eukaryota, Metazoa, Chordata, Actinopteri, Anabantiformes, Osphronemidae. The record is from RefSeq and is a predicted model, not a curated record. Bases 109 to 858 code for a protein of 249 amino acids. Gene Ontology annotation, molecular function: ATP binding; AMP kinase activity.
GCGACAAGGAGGCUCUUCGCUGUCUUUCCGGCCAACUUGGCUGAAGUACACUAGGACGACGCCGACUGCUGAGUAAAGUUAGUGCCCUGCUGGUGUCCAAGUCCCCGCAUGGCUCCCAGCGCCCAGUUGAAGGAGGCAAUAGCCGAUGUGCAGGAGGGGAUCCGCGCUGUCCUGCUCGGGCCGCCCGGAGCGGGGAAGGGGACUCAGGCUCCUCGACUAGCAGAGCAGUACUGUGUCUGCCACCUGGCCACAGGAGACAUGCUGAGGGCCAUGGUGGCGUCUGGCUCCGAGCUCGGCAAGAGGCUCAAGGAGACCAUGGAUGCAGGCAAACUGGUCAGCGAUGAGAUGGUCGUGGAGCUCAUAGAAAAGAACCUGGACACACCGCCGUGUAGGAACGGGUUCCUCCUGGACGGCUUCCCCCGAACGGUCAAACAGGCAGAGAUGCUGGAUAACUUGUUGGACAAGAGACACGAGAGGCUGGACUCUGUGAUUGAGUUUGCUAUAGAGGACUCCCUGUUGGUCCGCAGGAUCUGUGGCAGACUCAUCCAUCAGCCAAGUGGCCGCUCCUACCACGAGGAGUUCAACCCCCCCAAAGCGCCCAUGAAGGAUGACGUGACCGGCGAGCCGCUCAUCCGCCGCAGCGACGACAACGAGAAGACGCUGCACUCGCGCCUGGACGCCUACCACCGGCAGACGGCCCCCCUGGUGCAGUACUACAGCGCCCGGGGCCUGCACACGGCCAUCGACGCCUCGCUCAACCCCAACGUCGUCUUCGCCUCCAUCGUAGCCGCCUUCACCGCUGCCACGGAGGUCCCGGCCCGUGCCACCGCCUGUAAAGACCAAGUGUUCUUCAUUUAAAGUUUCUUUCCCGUAAUCCUCCUCCCCGCGUUCUUUUCCCCCUCAGUGGCAACAGAAUGUAACUGUAUGUGUGAACCUGGAAUUUGGACACUGAGCCUUUUGAAGAUCCAGCAGAUUGAAGCAACUCCGUCCCUGUUGUAGAAACAGACGAGAUUGCAUAGUUGUCUGUUCUUCAUCCACAUUCAAGACAAGGAGGCAGAACUGAUCCAUAAGCACUCGGCACCUGCUGCUGCUUCCUCUGCUUUUCUCUGUAGACCAGUCAAAUGUGAGCUUUUGACAUUUGGAAGUGACACACUGUUUCCUUCGCUGAAUGGUCGGCUAUUGUUGAACUAAUGACUUUGGCCUUCUUACUUCAGUGUCUUUGAUUCUCGCACUCCAGUGGUGGAUGUUUUGUUUGUCCUCAUUUUAUUCUUAAAGUGGAGACAUGAGAGGCAUCAGACAUGCACUGUCAAACCUGCCAGUCAUUUCAAAUGCACCUCACAGAAUCAAAUUCCUUUUAUUCGUCCCCUCCAACAAUAGUUGUAAGAGGGAAAAUCAAGGAUCCAUGAAAUGAUUUAACCGUUUUAUCCACGGAGCCACAGCUUCAUGCUGCAACAGGUUUGUUUCAGACAUUAGCUGCUAUUAAACUAAAGGCACUGAAGCAGGUUUCAGUGCUGCUGAUGCUUCGUUGUGAGACCUCGAGUUCAGCACAAAUGAACGAAAAGGUCCAAAUGUCCAGUUUCCUCAAACUCUGGGACUUUCCUUUUGUUUAUUAUCCUCUUUCUGCUGGACUCAUGAUUGAGCUUUGGACGUUACAUCAGCGACACUGCCUCGAUGUGUCUGAUGUGACCUACUCUCUUAUCAGUCAUUAGAACAGACCACCCGUUGUUUUCAUGGAGCUGAAACUUUGACCCUGGCCUGAUUAAUGUGACAUCAUCUCAGACCACUGCACACUUGUAAGUGAUCACCAGCAACCAGCUGCUGUGAUUUUCCACAGGCGUUGUCUGUUAUUGCUCAUUGCUUUGUCUAGAAUUUAAUUAGAUCCAACUGCAUUCCUUGGAUGAGUUAACUUGUCUGGAUCUGUGGGAGAAUUCAAAUUUGAUACUGGAUCGUACUUCACCCUGUUGUGUACAUGAGGAAGUAACAGGCAGGCGAAGUCAAAAGCUCCAGGUUUAAUAUGUCACUUGGUUAAGUCAAAGUUCAUCCAACUCUCAUAAUAAUAAUAAUACAGCAGUUUAUUUUCUCUUGUUUCUGGUGUAAAGUAGUUUCUUUGCGUCGCGAUCCUGUCAGACCUCGUGCUGCUAACGCUGACGUCGCAGCUUGUACAAACUGAAACGGGACGAGGAGCGAAGCCACAGUCGACGUUCAGACACUGUUUUGUGUUGUUUUUCCUUUUUGUUGCAGUGAAUUCCACUUUCACCGCUUUGUUCACGGCACCACUUUGACUGAUGCUUCCUGUCACAGUGAACAUAAAGGAGGAAAAAACACUGGGAGUGAAGCAUUUGUCAGACGCCUUGGCUUUGUUUUGUGGCUCUUCCUGUGACGGUGGUUGUGGAGAUUCGUCCUUGGCUCGUGUUCCUCUCCCACCUGCUGGUUUCCUCCCUGCUCUGUAGUCACCUGGUGUUUGUGUUCAGUGGAAACAUCUUGCAUGCAGACUGUGUUUCCUGCACCUUCCCUUGAAUACUGAUGUGUUUCUGUUCUCUUGGGGCUGUUGUGAUGAAAAACAAAAGCAGAUGCUGAGCGCUCCCAGAAGGCACAUUUCAGGCUUUUAUUGGCACAAUCAGACAAUUUCAUGCUAGAU